Fusarium oxysporum Fo47 is the source of this 2913-nucleotide messenger RNA. RefSeq lists its product as uncharacterized. Gene Ontology annotation, molecular function: protein binding; ADP binding. The transcript has 4 exons. Gene Ontology annotation, cellular component: kinesin complex. The coding region runs from base 88 to 2691 and encodes 867 amino acids. Lineage: Eukaryota; Fungi; Ascomycota; Sordariomycetes; Hypocreales; Nectriaceae. The record is from RefSeq and is a predicted model, not a curated record.
UCACCAAUAACUCAGCGGGGUUUGUCAGCUAGAAAUGCGCAUCUUGAUGCUACCGAAUGACAGCAAAGUCGUGCGAUUAAUCCGACCAUGGCAAAUCGUGUUUCUUCCAUGUUCUUUGGAGAUGGGAACCGCGGAAUUGAAGUGGGUCAGAGCAACGCACCGAUCCAAGCGAGUUUCUACUAUCCACCGGAGCCGGUAGAACUGAUCCCGCUCCCAUUCGCGUCGAUCCCCUUCCGUCCUGAUCCUACAUUCGUCGACCGUGGAGACAUCCUCGACCAGAUCGGCCGCCAAUGCUCCGAGCCAUCCAGUCGCGUCGCUAUAGUAGGUCUUGGUGGUGUAGGCAAGUCGCAGCUAGCCAUCGAGUUCGCCCACCGGUUUGCGGCUCGCUUAACCGAAACAUGGGUAUUCUGGGUUCAUGCUAGCACACAGGCUCGCGUCAUCGAAGGAUUCAAGUCGAUUGCUGACAAAGUCAAACUGAUGGGCCGCAAUCGUCCCGACGCCGACAUUCUCCAGCUCGUAUUUGAUUGGCUUUCUAAUGCACAAAAUGGCAAAUGGCUCUUGGUUCUCGAUAGUGCCGACGACUCCCACGUGUUUCUACACAGCACCAGCGGAGACAACGAUAACGGGCGGAAGCUGGUAGAGUAUCUGCCGCAAAGUGCCAAUGGAUCCAUUCUCAUCACCACACGUAACAGGGACCUGGCGUUCAGAUUGAUUGGCACCUCCCAGGCGAUCCAUGCAAUUGGCCCCAUGACACAGGAAGAGGCUCUGAAGCUGCUGGAGAAUAGACUUGGUACACUGUCGGAUGCGAAUGCCGCAGCUGACUUCGUGAGGUCGCUUGACCUUGUCCCGCUUGCCAUCAGCCAGGCUGCAGCCUACAUCCAAAUGCGGGCGCCGCGUACCUCGCUUGCACAAUACCUCGACGAGUUUCGACAGAGUGAAAGCAAGAGGGUGAAGCUUCUCAGUCAUGACGCCGGUGACCUGCGUCGAGAUCUUCGCCAGGAUGGAGGCGCGUCAAACGUCAUACUUACGACGUGGCAAGUGUCAUUCGACCACGUCCGCUCUAGGCGACCGUCAGCCGCGGACCUUCUUUCAUUGAUGAGCUUCUUCAAUCGGCAAGGGAUCCCUGAGUCGCUCCUUGGACCUCCCAAAGAUUGUUACAAUGCUGCACAAUCGACGAGCCCCGAAGAUAUCACUGAUUCAGAUUCACAAGGCAGUGAUAAUGAGACUGCAAAUGAAUUCGAGGAUGAUGUAGCAAUACUACGGGACUAUUGUCUUAUCAUGCAGGGCGAGGAUGCCAAUACGUUUGAGAUGCAUGGGCUUGUGCAGCUAGCGAUGCGGAGAUGGCUGAAAGCUCAGGGACUUCAGGAGAAAUUCCUGGAGAAGUACAUCGUGGUAAUGGCGAGCUCCUUCCCAGCCGGGGACUACGAGAACUGGACGGUAUGCCGAGCACUUUUCGCUCACGUUGAAGCAGCAGUCGAGUACCGGCCAAACGAGGAUAAUCUAAAGAAGAUAUGGGCAGGCCUCUUAUUUAACGGUGGAUGGUAUGCGUGGCUACAAGGCAGAUACGCCGUAGGUGAGCGGAUGACUUCAAAAGCGAGGAGAACUCGUGAAAAGCUGCUGGGUAAGGAUCAUCCGGAUACGCUGACGAGCAUGAACAAUCUCGCAGGGACAUACUGGAGCCAAGGCCGAUGGGAGGAAGCGGAGAAGCUACAGAUACAGGUAAUGGAGACUCGCAAGGCGAAGCUUGGAGCUGACCAUCCGGAUACUCUGACGAGCAUGAACAAUCUCGCAUUAACAUACUGGGACCAAAGCCGACUAGAGGAAGCGGAGAAGCUACAAUUGCAGGUGGUAGAGACUUUUAAGACGAAGCUUGGAGAAAAUCAUCCGAAUACUCUGAUGAGCAUGAACAACCUCGCAUUAACAUAUUGGGACCAGGGCCGAUGGGAGGAAGCAGAGAAACUACAGAUACAAGUAAUGGAGACUCGCAAGGCAAAGCUUGGAGCUGAUCAUCCGAAUACUCUGAUGAGCAUGGCCAAUCUCGCAUGGACAUACUACAACCAAGGCCGACUGGAGGAAGCAGAGAAGCUACAAUUGCAGGUGGUGGAGACUCAGAAGACGAAGCUUGGAGCUGAUCAUCCGGAUACUUUGACAAGCAUGAACAAUCUCGCCUCGACAUACUGGGACCAGGGCCGAUGGGAGGAAGCAGAGAAGCUACGAGUGCAGGUGAUGGAGACUUUUAAGACGAAGCUUGGAGCUGAUCAUCCAAAUACUCUGACGAGCAUGAACAAUCUCGCAUCGACAUACAUGGAUCAAGGCCGGCUGGGGGAAGCAGAGAAGCUAGAGGUGCAGGUAAUAGAGACUUUUAAGACGAAGCUUGGAGAAGAUCAUCCGGAUACUCUGAUAAGCAUGAACAACCUCGCAUCGACAUAUUGCAACCAAGGCCGACUAGAGGAAGCGGAGAAGCUACAAUUGCAGGUGAUGGAGACUCAGAAGACAAAGCUUGGAGCUGAUCAUCCGAAUACUCUAAUGAGCAUCAACAAUAUCGCAUGGACAUGGAAAAGUCAAGGUCGACAUGAAGAGGCGCUAUCCAUGAUGGAAGUCUGCGUCCAGAGGUGGCGACAAGUUCUUGGCCCAUGUCAUCCGCUCACUAAGGGGUCUUUGUCUAUCUUGGACCAGUGGAUCAAUACCUAGAUGCUUUCUUCUGUUCUCCUAAUCCUGAAGACCUAUGGUUUUGAAAUAUGCAUUCAAAAAUAAGUUUUUGUUUUUUUUGAUAUAAUAUGUUGAUGCAUCGCGUGGAAAGGUUAACGAUUUUACUGGUUUUGUUUCUGGUAACGUACAUGAUAAGCGAGCGUCGCAGACAAGCGAGCGUCGCACUUUUCUUAACAUUCUAGAUAGAAACCAUUAUAAAAAUAU